GCGAUUGCGACUUCGUUUAUUCCGCAUGCGCCAUUCGGCCACUUUGAUCUGCGUUCAACUCAUGUGGUAGAGAAACAAUCGCACCAUUAUUGCGUCAUAGCUGUCAAGGAAUUGUAAAGGAACAGGAAGAAUGUGGGCAGCGAAGAUCUGCCGAGCUGGUGUUUCACCAGGCUUGGUGUCGCUCGUUCGAACUCCGGUCAUCCCGACGACGCCGUUCUCCAAGGGCCAAAUCGUGAGAUUGUUCGCUAACGAUGGGCGCAGUUCUUACGCGAGGACCGCCAGGAGGAGGGCCACCGUGGCGGAACAAGCGAUGGCCCCGGCCGGUGAAACAGCAUUUAAUAUUGGAAAAGGAGUAGUCGCUGGAGCAUCAGUAGUGGGAUUAGGUGCUCUUUGUUAUUAUGGAUUAGGUCUGUCUUCACAAACAGGAGCCAUAGAUCAUGUACACUUAUGGCCCGAAUAUGUCAAGGACAGAGUGAGAUCUACUUAUAUGUACUUCGGCGCAUCCAUCGCUGCCAGCGCGGCAUCUGCAGCUAUGUGCCUGCGUUCUCCUACUGUGAUGAAUCUGAUGAUGCGUCAAGGAUGGGUUGCUAUAGGUGUAACAUUAGCCGCGAUGAUCGGUAGCGGCAUGCUUGUACAAUCCCUUCCAUACAAGAAAGGAUUUAAUAGCAAACACGUGGCUUGGCUAAUACACACUGGUAUCUUGGGUGCCGUUAUAGCCCCAUUGACUCUUUUGGGUGGACCGUUGGUUCUCCGAGCGGCUUGGUACACUGCUGGGAUAGUCGGUGGCUUGUCAGCGGUUGCUAUCUGCGCGCCUAACGAGAAAUUCCUGACAAUGGGUGGCCCCCUCGCUAUUGGUUUAGGCGUAGUGUUUGCCAGCUCGCUUGGUUCUAUGUUCUUACCACCUACAACCGUUCUUGGAUCUGGAUUGUAUUCUAUAGCUUUAUAUGGCGGUCUUGUACUGUUCUCUGGAUUCCUACUCUAUGAUACGCAGAAGAUCAUUAAGCAAGCGGAAACUUAUCCAUUAUAUAACGUUCAUGACAGGCCAUACGAUCCAAUUAAUAAUGCAAUCUCGAUUUAUCUGGAUACAUUAAACAUCUUCGUGCGAGUUUUAACCAUAUUGGCUGGCGGUGGUAGUAGACGUAAAUAAAGGAGUAAAACAUAAUGAGAA
Pogonomyrmex barbatus (red harvester ant) is the source of this 1168-nucleotide messenger RNA. Its product is annotated as growth hormone-inducible transmembrane protein. Gene Ontology annotation, cellular component: mitochondrial inner membrane. Lineage: Eukaryota; Metazoa; Arthropoda; Insecta; Hymenoptera; Formicidae. The record is from RefSeq and is a predicted model, not a curated record.